UAACAGUAGUUUUUGUACUUCUACUUAAGUACAGAAUAUCUGUACUUUUGAAACUCUGACAAGGACUACCACAUUCACCUGACCUCUAUCCAGUAGAAGAUCUGGGAUAUUAUGUUUCAGUCUAUCUGACGCUGUCAGGCUGCACCUCAGACCAUCCAGGAGCUCAGUGAUGCCUGGGUCCAGAUCUGGGAAAAUCUGGUCGCCCAGGACAUCAUCUGUCCUCUCGUGUUUUCAGGCAUGCAUACAAGCACAAGGGAGCCAGACAAACUACUGAGUACCAUUUUAAGUUGAUGCAAUGAAAUUUUUGCCUUACUUUGAUUUUCAAAGUGCCUUUGAAUUAAAAUUUGUGUAGGUUGAUAAUUUUCAGUUCCAUCAAAUAGUGUGGCGUCCUGUCAUUCAUAUCACAUUACUCAAUCCAUCUGAAUAUAGAUAUCCAGCAUGAUUGUUUUUCCAUUAAGGUCUGAUGUGUUUUCAAAGUGUCCCUUUAAUUUUUUGAACACUGUAAAAGUUAAGACAGAAAUAAACUAAGAAUCAAGAGAAAAAAUUAAUGAGAUAAAUUUAAGGGCAAAAAUGGCAACUUUCAGAGUAAAUACAAAAGCUGACCUAGCUUGCAAAACAGGAUGCUGAUAACAGAGCUAUACUGUUGGCACACUAUAUUUUAGAUUUUAGACAUCUUUUGCUCUCUCUCUCUCCCUCUCUCUCUCUCUCUCAAUUUCUUUCUUUGCGGGCAGUGACGUUUUACCUCACAUAUAUUAACCUGGCAUUUUUCUGCAUUGUAUUCAUCAACAACCAACAAGAGAGCUUCCCUAAAGGUAAAUGAUCUUUGAUAUUUUCCUUUUGUAAGUUUGUAAAAUCAUCACAUAUUUGCUAUGUAGGAAUAGACUGACCCUGGUAUUUACAUAAUACAAUAAGAUAAUUUAUUAAAAUUAAGCAAACAAGCUAAGCUGUUGUAUUUAAGAGAGAGCACUGCUUUGGUGAGUACUGUAAUUGCUUUCUGUCAUAUUAUAACUUGUCUCCCAGACAGUGAUCCUGUGUAUGUUUUUCUAUCUGUUUCUAAUUGUUGUAAAAAAAACCCCCGCUUUGCUGCAUUAAGGUGUAUUCAAACCAAACACGAAGGUCAUUACAGUUCUCCUCAUUACAUAAACAUAAAAAGUCUGUGUAAUUACACCUGACGUGAAAUUGCACUGGGCAACAUGAACAGAGGGGAAUCUGCCUUUGUGGUAAAAUAUUUCAACUUCUGAAAAAGGCUGGUGGUUCAUGAAAAUCAUCAUCUAUGGAUUUAUUUUUACAUAUAUGCUUAUGCACCACUGAUUGAAUAGAUUAAAAUAGCAUAGUUUGAAUGAGCUUAAAUAUUUUGGUUCACAAUAAGUGCUGCUUUUUAAGAUUACUUCAUUUAAAAUCAUUUAAAAGGUUUUAUCAAACCUUUUGUCACCAAAUUUUGUUCUUUUUUUCAUCCUUGUGUCUAGUUGUUACAUAAAUCAAAGGCCAGACAAAAACACUUCCUUAUUUCCCUGCACCUUUUAUUGAUAACUUCAGUAACUUCAUGAGUUACUCUGUUAACAACAAGCAUGUCCCUGUUAUACCCGUUACUUUGUUGUAAAACUUAUUCAUCUUGAGAUACAAUAUCUUAUUUUAAAAAUUGCUUAAAUUGAUUAGUUCACCUCUUAAAUUCACUUUGAAAUUUCUUCACUUCCUUCUUGGCUUAUCACGUGUGAAAUCUAGACCUUAAUCUGCCUUAAUGUCUAAAUCUGUAAGUGAAUUCAUUACUGAUCAUGUUGUUUCAACUCUAGGGUCUAAUAUGGACAGUCUGCAGUUGUGUCAUAACUUCAGCUCUACUCAUGCAGAAAUCUAAAUUAUUAGGAAAAUUAAAGAUUACUUUACAGACAUUCAUACUUACCCUGAUGUCUCUAUUCUUUUCUUUUUGUUUUCUUGAUAUUACAGGUUUCUUGAUAAACAAUAAUAGAGAUGGCCAGAAUCAAUUUCAGUCUAAUCAAUACAACUGCUGCACCUGAUCUAAAUGGUUAUUGGGAUAACUUUUUUCGGUCUCUUACCACCGUGGAUGCUGUUGUUUUCUCCCUGGUCUCUGUCCUCGGUAUGCUCGGGAAUGGAGUGGUUAUCUGGGUGACCGGGUUCAGGAUGAAGAAAACCGUUAACACAGUUUGGUACCUCCACAUUGCUGUGGCCGACUUCAUCUUUGCAGUGUUUCUAGCCCUUAGAGCAACAUCCCUGGCUUUGCAGUUUCACUGGCCCUUUGGCAAUUUCAUGUGCAAGCUGUGCGGCACUCUAAUCUUUCUAAACUUGUUUGCCAGUGUCUACAUUCUGGUGGUGAUCAGUGUGGACAGAUGUGUGUCUGUGGUGUGGCCCGUCUGGGCUCAGAACCACCGAAAUGUACGCAAUGCUACCUAUGUUAGUCUGUGUGUUUGGGUGGUGGCUUUGAUUGUCAACAUUCAACAUUAUUUUUACAUGGACACAAAGAAAGAAAAUGAAAACACAAGUUACUGCUCCAACAGCUAUUUUUUUAAAAAAGCAACACGAACUAUCACUCAGACCGUUGUUAUCACCCACGUCCUACUCGGAUUUGCAGUCCCCUUCACUGUCAUUGUCUCUUGUUAUGCUGUCAUCAUCCAUCGUCUGAGGAGAAACCACAGCCUGGCCAGCCAAUCAAGUCGCCCCUUUAAAGUUAUCACUUCCAUUAUCGUUGCCUUUUUUCUGUGCUUGGCUCCCUAUUACAUCAUUGAUCUUCAGCUGGUGAUAUUUAAGGCACCAAAUACAACACUUCGCUAUGCCAUUCAAAUUGUGUCUGACGUUGCCUCGAAUUUGAUGGUUCUUCACUGCUGCCUGAAUCCACUGCUGUAUGUCUUCUUGAGACAAGAUUUUAAGGCUGAAUUCCGAAAAUCCAUCCUGCAUGUGCUGGAGAGUGCCUUGAAGGAAGAGGAGACACGCUCUCCCAGUGACAUGAAGUCAGUGAACACCAGGCAGAGCAGAGAGAAUUCAGAUUUGAUUACUGAGGUAUAAGGCUGUAUAUGACAUAAAUAAACAUGUUAAAACAUUUCAUUGAAAAAUUUGGGGGACUUUUUACCAGCUGUAAAUAUAACUGCAGGGUAAAUUUUUAUAAGCUUUUAUAAAAAUUAUGUGCUUAUAAAAUAAAUCUAAUGGAAACAGCUAAUUGUUUAAAUUGUGCUGUGAUGGUUUAUUUCUUCACUGUAUUGUUUUUUCUCCCUCUUUGACUCAAAGCUCUACAUUAACCUUGUGCCAUCAUCAUCAUCAUUAUUAUUAUUAUUAUUAUUAUUAUUAUUAUUAUCAUUGUUGUUGUUGUUAAGUGAUUAUAACAAUGUUACUUCCCAGAAGAAGAACCAGUCAGCAAAAUCAAAAUCAGUAUUACUUUUGUUUCCAGUUCACUUUGUGAAACACAAACAAUAUCAGGUAAAUUUAGUUGAAGGACAUGACAGUUCCCACAGAUGCCAUCUUAGCUAAGCAUGGAUUGGGCAAUUAGAAAAUACUGUAAGGAUAAUUCAUUCACUCAGUCUGCCAUUUAUUUCCAUGUAUUAAUAAACAGUGUGUAAUGUUGAUGUCUUAUUGUAAGAUGACUUCUUCUUACCAAUAUCAUGCAAAAAUUAAUAUUUUAUAUUAGAUAUUUGACAUUCCUACAGUUCAGUGUGUUCAUUAUUAUUAUAUAAGAUCAUUAUAUAAUUAUCAUGAUAUUAUGAUGCCAAACACUCACAGAUUCUUAUCCUUCUUCUUUUGCUCUUUAAAAGCUUUUUAACCCCAGGCACGUCAAUAAAUGAUGACAACUGUGAUCAUUCUUGCUCAUGUAAUCACUGUUCCUGUGUUGUUUUACAAAUAAACUCUGAUAUGUAUAUCAGUAGUAUUAACUGAAUACAUCAAACAUUGGAUAAUAAUAAUAAUCAUUUUUAAAAAUAGAUAGUAUAGUAUUAUCUAGGUGAAUAAAUAGGUCAUUAACACUCUGGUGUUAAUGACCUACAUCUUGACAGAGGCCUUUUUUACACCUUAGCUUAGGGUUAGGGUGAUGAGCCCUAUAAUAAUGGGCCAACAGCCUUCUUAAAGGACAAACCCCUAGUGUUUAAAUACCUGGGACUCUCCAAUAUUUGGUUAGAGUUUUAGUUUUUUUUGAGGCGGUUGGAGGGGGGGGGCUUCUCUAACCCAGAUAUUUGCAGCCUUGUUUCCUCUAACAGAGUCAUGCUUACAACUGUAUACCUUUUAAUGCCUCCACUGGUGAAACAUUCUACAUUUAAAACUACUUUACAAUACUUAACCAUGUGAAAUAAAGUAUUAACAAGUGUGUGAUGCUAAAUAUUAAAUAGUUGUGAGAUACAUAACAAUGGGGUAUAUUUGUAUUAAAGAUUAUUAAAUUCCAACACUUGGCCUCAGGGCUGGACUGGGACAAAAAAUGAGCCCGGGCAUUUUGACUAGAGACCAGCCCACCAGGUAUUAUAGGAAAAGCUAUAUUUACCACUCUACACGCUGCGUGGGUGGAGCUCAUUGUGAGCUCCUGCCUCUGGCCUUCACCAUCUGCAAGCAAUCACCUGUGGCUCCUCACCUCGUUUGCUCUCACUACUUAAGGCAGUGACUGAGAGCACCUCGCCGCUGGACUAUUGAGUAACGCUCGUCAGUGCUACGUUAGCCUAAGCCAAUUUUGAGUUCUCUUCAUGAAAAUUCUCCAUGUUAAUUCCUGAUCUCUGUGUACAGAUUCUUCGUGCUCCGUUUGGAAGUUUGGACACCGAAGUACAGCAGUGAGAGUGGCGUGUGUGAGAAAAGGACCUUUCCAAGUGAAUUGUGCUGUUCGUGUGGAGUUGAGCAAGAGAGGACGCUUUCCUGAUUCUUCCCUGUACCCCUGGGAACCUUGGACCCUUUCCCCUUCACCUGUAUAUAGUGCACCGGGAGUGUGUAAAUAAAAUUCAGUUUUCUGUGAUUUCAGUCUGCGCCUGAGUCCUCCCUGUUCCAUUGUGACAGAAUAGUCCAGCCAGCCAUGGACUCAGCAGACUCGGCGUCCUCAGCCCCAGCCUCGGUUACCUUAGAACAGCUAUUGCACCGGCACGAGCAGAUGUUAGUUCGGCUCAUUGGAGAGGUGGCAGCCUUAUCUCAGGCCGUCGCCCAGUGAACCCCACUAGUGGAAAGCUCCCCCGAGGCGAGCCCACCGGAGCGCCCAGCCUCUGCCUCAUCUCCUCAGGUGGAUGAUCGGCUGCGUGUGCACCGGAGCAUGUGGAGGCACACUCUGCGGGAGCCACUGGCAUCAAGGGAUCCUCCCCCGAAUCACGAGGAGCCCGUGAGUACAGCGAGGGCGAGGAAGGGGAGCAGCCGAUGCAGAUAGGACGCUCUCGCCUUUCACCCGUGGAACGUCAGCGCUGGUUUUCCGCUGGUCAAGCCCGUGCGCUCCAGCCCGUUGUGCCCUCCUUCCAGGUCCCCUCCACCCGCCCGGCUUGUGGAUGGUCAGGUGGUGUAUGAUAUCACUCGUAUUAUGGACUCUCGGCGCCGGGGGAGGGGUUUUCAGUACCUGGUGGAUUGGGAGGGCUACGGGCCAGAGGAACAUUCCUGGGUGCCCCGGUCAGCUAUCCUGGCUAAGGAUUUGAUCCGGGAGUUCCAUCGUCGGCAUCCGGAUUCUUCGUGCUCCGUUUGGAAGUUUGGACACCGAAGUACAGCAGUGAGAGUGGCGUGUGUGAGAAAAGGACCUUUCCAAGUGAAUUGUGCUGUUCGUGUGGAGUUGAGCAAGAGAGGACGCUUUCCUGAUUCUUCCCUGUACCCCUGGGAACCUUGGACCCUUUCCCCUUCACCUGUAUAUAGUGCACCGGGAGUGUGUAAAUAAAAUUCAGUUUUCUGUGAUUUCAGUCUGCGCCUGAGUCCUCCCUGUUCCAUUGUGACAUGUACACUGUCUUGUUGGUAUAUGUAUGAUUUCUAUACAUUUUACAUCAGAUGAAAACUUUGGUUGUAA
Molecule: messenger RNA, 5947 nt
Organism: Oreochromis niloticus (Nile tilapia)
Lineage: Eukaryota; Metazoa; Chordata; Actinopteri; Cichliformes; Cichlidae
Product: chemokine-like receptor 1
Exons: 4
Coding region: 1966-3015 (349 amino acids)
Biological process (GO): inflammatory response; positive regulation of cytosolic calcium ion concentration; phospholipase C-activating G protein-coupled receptor signaling pathway
Cellular component (GO): plasma membrane
Molecular function (GO): complement receptor activity; nucleic acid binding; G protein-coupled receptor activity
Source: RefSeq, a predicted model, not a curated record